Plenodomus lingam JN3 is the source of this 1356-nucleotide messenger RNA. RefSeq lists its product as uncharacterized. The record is from RefSeq and is a predicted model, not a curated record. Lineage: Eukaryota; Fungi; Ascomycota; Dothideomycetes; Pleosporales; Leptosphaeriaceae. Gene Ontology annotation, cellular component: cytoplasm; cytosol; plasma membrane. Gene Ontology annotation, molecular function: ubiquitin protein ligase binding; protein-macromolecule adaptor activity. Gene Ontology annotation, biological process: ubiquitin-dependent endocytosis.
AUGCCGGGUCGUCUGCUGAGCACCCUCGUCCGGGCGGCGCCUUCUCCAUUGCCUAGAUCCGACGCGGUCAAAUCACACACCACCCCGCUCUUCCCCCCGGUCUAUUCCUUCGAGCCCCCGCUCAAGGAAAAGGAAAAAGAAAAAGAGAAGCGAAAAUCCCAGGACUCGCUGGUCAUGGAUAUCUUCAGCCGCCACAAGCACGACAAGCACCAUGACGACCACAAGAAGAGCCCCAAGGUGGAAGCCCAGGGUGUGGCCUCGAUGAACAUGAGCGUCGAAUCCCCGCCUAUUGUCUUCUUCAACAGCCCGCAAUCCUCGACUGGCGCCAUCUUUUCCGGUCAGCUGGUCAUCAACAUCCAUGAGCCCCAUGUGACUGUCGAAAAAUUCGAAAUGCGCCUCCUGGCCAUUGUGAGCACCAAGAAGCCAGUUGCGCCACACUGCCAGGAUUGCACCUCGCAAACUACCGAGAUCCACAAAUGGGAGUUCCUCUCCCAUCCUACCUCUCUGCGUCACGGCCCACACAAUUUCCCCUUCAGCCACCUGCUGCCGGGCCAUUUGCCCGCUACCACGCACGGAAGCCUAGCCUCGCUCGACUACUACCUGUCGGCCGUAGCGACCACUUCGUCGGGCAAAAUCACCUACAAGCGUAACAUCCAAGUCAAACGUGCCAUUUUCCCGGGAAACGAAAAGCUUUCCGUCCGCAUCUUCCCACCCACCAAUCUGACGGCAACGGUCAAGUUGCCGCCCGUCAUCCAUCCCAUCGGUGACUUUCCCAUUGAGAUGCGUCUAGCCGGCAUCGUCCAGAACAAGGCCGACUCGCAAACCCGAUGGAGGCUGCGAAAGCUCAACUGGCGCAUCGAAGAGACGCAAAAAUUCAUUGCCCCUGCCUGCACCAAGCACAUUUCAAAGGUGGGCGGCCAAGGCAAGGGCAUUCUGCACGAGGAUAUUCGCGCCAUUGCCAAUGAAGAGGUCAAGACUGGCUGGAAGACCGACUUUGACAAGGGCGAGAUUGAUGUCGAAUUCAACGCUGCCUGCAACGUCGCUUUGAAGCCGCUCUGCGAUGUAGACAGCCCAAGCGGUAUGAGCGUCAAGCACAAUCUCGUCAUUGAAAUGGUCGUUGCUGAGGAGUGGGCUCCUCUGAAGAAACUCAGUCAGGCAACACCCACUGGCGCCGCCCGCGUCCUCCGCACCCAAUUCCACCUCGUUCUCACCGAGCGCUCUGGCAUGGGCAUCGCAUGGGACGAGGAGCAGCCGCCCGUCUACGAAGACGUUCCCGCUAGCCCACCUACCUACGUCGACGAUUGUGAAUUUCCAAUUUCCAAUGCCAGUUCGCGCUCUGCCAGCUUUAGCUUGUGA